Molecule: messenger RNA, 990 nt
Organism: Topomyia yanbarensis
Lineage: Eukaryota; Metazoa; Arthropoda; Insecta; Diptera; Culicidae
Exons: 2
Coding region: 145-915 (256 amino acids)
Source: RefSeq, a predicted model, not a curated record
GCCAUCAUUUUUGACAUCUCCGACAUCUCAUAUAUUUUUCACGCACCAUCAUUGACACUGUCUGUAUAUACAAGAGUAGUAGUCCGUGCAGAGUAGUGAUUUGUUUUUUUUCCUGUUUUUGAUCCGUGUUCUGGCCUGUUAAUCAUGCCACAAAAUAGCGAAUGUGUUGUUUGCCUGGAACCACUGAUCGAACGGAUAAAGGUGCUACGGUGCGCUCAUCGAUUCCACAUCGACUGCAUAGAUCGGUGGCUUGCGAUAAACAACAGGUGCCCCACCUGUAGAGUUCCAUCGGGGGAAGCGAUAGCCCCCGCAGAAGUCAUAAUACACGAUGAGGAUGAUUACUUUGAGGAGUAUACCACCGAUGAGGAACAUUACACGGACGAGCUGUUUGGUGAUUAUUCCGAGGAGGGUGAGGAGUAUGAAAACGACCUCGAGCUCGGUUCGACGAUCGAUGAUGAAGACAGUGUUGGCGAAUCUGGUAGUGUUCACUAUAACAUUGAAGAGCAGGAAGAGGUGGACCAGUGGGGAGGACUGGACGUAGUUAUAAGCGAGGACGAAAGGAUCAACGAAGAAGACGUAGCUUUUUCGGAUGUUAUGAGUGAAGAAGAGUAUCUGGCAUGCCCACAAGAUGAAGAGAUAGAUGGAGUCUGGGAGGAACCGGAACAGAUCGACGAGUGUCACAUUGAAGAUAGCGGAGAUGAGUUCGUGGGGACACCGUCGGAUAUCGAAGAUGGCAUAUGGGAGGAAUCCUAUCCAGUUGAGGAGGUUUCUAUUGAAGAUAGCGGAGAAGAAAGCCUGCCAUGGAGUGAACCCGAGGAUGAACCGUACGAUGACAGCCAAGAUGUGUUCGAAGGGAAUGACUGGGACGAACCUGAUAUCGAGAGCUACGAACCAGAUUAUGAUAUUAUUAGUUAGGGUAAUAUUCGAUUUUUCUAUUUAUGUGUAAAUUUAGAGUUCCUUAUAAAAUAUGUUGAACAUAAAUUUGAUGCU